AUGCACACCGUCUACACGCCCAACAGUUCGGUCAAGUCACUCGAAUGCGACUACUCGCAAGACACCCCGGUAGUGUCUCCCAAGCCCCGCCGUCGCACUCUGCUGGCCCUCUUCCGCCGCGACCAGAUUGGUGACAAGAGGGACGCCAACAAGGGGGGCGGCCGCUGUCAUUCCCCCGACCUCACCAGCCUCUGUCCGCGCGACAAUGACACUACCAGUGGUCCGUUCGCUUGGCGCGGAGGGGUAGACCUCGACCGGUCGGACGUCCGCAAACGCCAGUUCCAUGCCCUCUCUCGCGACGACCCCACCACCAACCACUUCUUCAACGACAACGACGUGCCGGACAGGACCGCCCCCUUCGUGAACCGUCGCCUCCACCAUAUCUCGUCGUCGUGGUCCUUCUUCACCGCCGGCAAGAGCAACCCCAAGGCUGCAAACGAGAAUGGGGUCAACGAGAACACGUUCCGCAAGGUCUCCGAACCAGUCUGCGUCCACAGACUUACCAUCAAGGCUUCGUGUCCAGACUUUCUCACUCCACGCCGUCGGGCGCCGGCGCCUGAUCUCCCCAGUGCUCAGCGAAGCCAGACACCACAGCCGCGCAAGACUAAGCCUCCUUUUUGGGGUAUCCACGAGACAGAACAUGCGCCUCUCUCGCCAAAAAGCGAGUCUCCCUCGUCUGUGGCUAUGCGCACGACCAGCGCUGGGCAGUCUCCCCACUCUUCUCAGUCGGUCACAUCACGUCGCCCUCAGCAACCUCGCGGGUCUGCCCCCGCGCCCCUAAGCUGCGGUGGUGGACUCUGGGGUGACAUCAAUUGCAAUGACAGCUUCACGAGCCAGAACAAGCGCGUCACAUGUGGUUUCUCCAAGGGCAACACCCAGCCGCUCAGCAUCCAGCGCUCCCCGCUUGCCCCACAUAGCGAACACCAGGCGUCAGCUCCAGCGUCCCCUCUCAGGCCACCCAAGUCACCCUCGCGCUACAAGAAUAAGCCUCUUCCGCCCAUGCCAAUGCCGGGACCUGUGCCUCUUCUCACCCCACCAGCAUCCCCAAGCCCGCGCUCGCCGUCGCCGUUGGCGCCCGUAGACCCUAACCGCCGGCGCCGUGCUCCUCCACCUUUGCAGAUUUUGAAGCCCACCAACCUCAGGAAUGACAUCAACCGCCGGCCCUCCAAUGAGCUUCUACCGGUCAUGUCGCCUAUCUCACCAUUGUUCGGCUGCUUGCCAACUGCCAUGCGCGCCAACGACGAGUUGUCCUUGAUGAUGGCCGAAAUGGCCAUUCCGGUCAGCAGGGUGCCGUCGAGUCCCAAGUCCAACGCGUGCAACCACCCAGCUUCCGUUUUUUCUUUGUCAUUGGACGGCGGCGACGUCCUCGAGGGCGACGAUCUGUCAUCCCCCAAACUGAAAACCGAGAAACCAUCCAGCUACACAACCCUUCACCGUCCAACCUCGGACAGUACCAGCACCAUCCAUUCCCACCACCACGUCCAGACGCACAUCGAGGAGACACUCGAAACCGAGCCCAACACUGCAUUGCCGCGCGGCCUCUCGGCCAGGACCAGUAGUGCAUGCCACCUGCGGAGCAUCUCCAUUGUGCAGGAGGAAACUACCAGCACCAUUUCCGAGCUCAGCCACAACCACUGA
This is a messenger RNA of Apiotrichum porosum, 1638 nucleotides long. RefSeq lists its product as uncharacterized. NCBI's taxonomy places the organism in Eukaryota, Fungi, Basidiomycota, Tremellomycetes, Trichosporonales, Trichosporonaceae. The record is from RefSeq and is a predicted model, not a curated record. The transcript is spliced from 2 exons. The coding region runs from base 1 to 1638 and encodes 545 amino acids.